Messenger RNA from Ochotona curzoniae (black-lipped pika), 1923 nucleotides. It is a transcript of the gene NHERF1, whose product is annotated as SLC9A3 regulator 1. The coding region runs from base 226 to 1284 and encodes 352 amino acids. Gene Ontology annotation, cellular component: apical plasma membrane. Lineage: Eukaryota; Metazoa; Chordata; Mammalia; Lagomorpha; Ochotonidae. The transcript is spliced from 7 exons. Gene Ontology annotation, biological process: protein localization to plasma membrane. The record is from RefSeq and is a predicted model, not a curated record. Gene Ontology annotation, molecular function: protein-membrane adaptor activity; signaling receptor binding.
CUGGAACGCUCAGACGCCGCGCGGGGAGGGGAUUGGUCCGGGCUCGUCGUCCGUGCGUCUCGUCGCCGCUCUCCGGACACCUGCUGGCUCCUCGGUGUCCGGCGGAGUGCGGAUCCUCCUGCCGCACCGCCCGCUUUCCCCCGUCCCGAUUCGCAGAGCUGGGCCGUCCCGUCCCCGCACCCAAACCGGAGCCCGCUUGGCGCCGCUGAGCCGCUGCGGGGCGAGAUGAGCGCGGACUCGGCGGCCGGGGCGCCCCUGCCCCGGCUCUGCUGCCUGGAGAAGGGUCCCAACGGCUACGGCUUCCAUCUGCACGGGGAGAAGAGCAAGCUGGGCCAGUACAUCCGGCUGGUGGAGCCGGGCUCCCCGGCCGAGAAGGCGGGGCUGCUGGCCGGGGACCGGCUGGUGGAGGUGAACGGCGAGAACGUGGAGAAGGAGACCCACCAGCAGGUGGUGAGCCGCAUCCGCGCCGCGCUCAACGCCGUGCGCCUGCUGGUGGUCGACUCGGAGACGGACGAGCAGCUCAAGAAACUCGGCGUCCAGAUCCGGGGGGAGAUGCUGCGGGCCCAGCCGGGGCAGGCCAAGCCGCCGGCGGCCACCGAAGCAGAUGAGCUGCACGAGGCCAACAAGAGGGAGAAGAGCUUCUUGCGUGAGCUCCGGCCUCGACUCUGUGCCAUGAAGAAGGGCCCCAAUGGCUAUGGCUUCAACCUGCACAGCGACAAGACUCGGCCAGGCCAGUAUAUUCGUGCGGUGGAUCCAGAUUCUCCAGCCGAGGCCUCGGGACUCCGGGCCCAGGACCGCAUUGUAGAGGUGAAUGGAGUCUGUGUGGAGGGCAAACAGCACGGGGACGUGGUGUCUGCCAUUAAGGCCGGUGGGGAUGAGGCCAAGCUGCUGGUGGUGGACAAGGAGACAGAUGAGUUCUUCAAAAAAUGCAGAGUGAUCCCAUCCUCGGAGCACUUGAAGGGUCCGUUGCCGGAGCCCUUCACCAAUGGGGAAAUUCAGAAGGAGAACAGCUCUGAAGCACUGGCUCCAGGGACCUCCGAGAGCCCCCGGCCAGCCCUGGCGAGGUCUGCCUCCAGUGACACCAGUGAGGAGCUGGCUUCCCAAGACAGCCCCAAGAGAGAGGACUCCACGGCACCCUCGUCUACCUCCUCCUCCUCCGACCCCAUCCUGGACUUCAACAUCUCGCUGGCCGUGGCCAAAGAGAGGGCUCACCAGAAGCGCAGCAGCAAACGGGCCCCCCAGAUGGACUGGAGCAAGAAAAACGAACUCUUCAGCAAUCUCUGAACGCCCAGCCACUCCCGCCUUCCUUCCUCCUACCCCCCCCACACCCCACCCCUGCCAGUUCCCCUCGAAUCCACGCACCAAUCAGCACCAGCAUCCUCCUCCUUGGCCAUCUCAUUUUUCUACUGAACUAUUUGCUUCCCUGUCUUAGGGAAGGUGAAUGUUCUGUCCCAUCCAAUCACACAUCUCCCCGAGUGCCUCUCUCCCAGGCUGCCCACAGCUACCCUUUCUUGGGACAUCACUGGGACCUGCUCUUGAGCCAGAAUGGUGUGGGACCAGGCAGGUGGUUACCUUCCUUCACGACCUUGCACGGUGACCAAGGAACACUGGCAGCCACAGCUUGCUGGGUGGGAUGACCACUGUCCUUGGCAGCUGUGGCAUGCACAUCUUAUUUUUGUUCGUUUGAUUUUUAUUUUUUAACGAGUGCAUGUCAGUUCAGAGGGAUGCUCCUUUCCUUGAUUAACGGUGAUUUGCGUUGUUGUUGCGUCCAGGGCACAGCAGCAGCCUCAGCCUUAAAACUCUCAUCCUUGCUCUUCCUCCCCCGGAGGCCACGCGUGGGGAGGGCUUGGUUAGCCCUCCCAGCCCUGAGCCAGGCCCCUAUUGUAAGGAAACUCCUCAGAAAUUAACUCAUUCCUGCAAACC